CUUCGAGCGGAAAUAUGGUUUGCGUACAGGCUCCAGUCAGACCUCAAGGCUCCCAAGGUCACCAAGGUCCACCAGGCCUUCCCGGUCCACCAGGCCGUCCCGGUCCUCGAGGACCGAGCGGCAAAAGAGGAAGGAAGGGGUCAAGGGGCGUACCAGGUCCCCAAGGAAAGCGGGGCGUGAGAGGAUUACCGGGACCCCCUGGAAAAUCGCCAUCAGAUGGAGACAAAUUGGAAAUUCCACGUCUUAUUUCGAAACCAUCCUCUUCUGUGACCCGUAGAGAGAAACAGAGCGUCACGCUUCCUUGUAAAGCUGUUGGCUUUCCACAGCCGCUUAUUAAGUGGUACAAAGAUAAUGAGCCCAUAGACGAAAGAAGAAAGCAUUUUACUGAAUGGAAUUUGGAAUUUCAGGAGAUAAAGUUCGAAGACCGAGGAAUUUAUACCUGCAAGGUGGAGAAUCUUUUGGGGAGUGCAAAUUUAUCGGUCAAUGUAACUGUAAAUGUACCACCAAAAUUCAUCACGCAACCAAAGAGUUUUGUGACGGGUGUCAAGAAUUGGGACACUAUUCUUACAUGUGACAUAUUCGGCUACCCCGCCCCAGUUAUCACGUGGACAAGACCUCCGAAGCAACUUUUCCCGAACAGGCACAUCAUAGAUGGCAAGCAACUUACGAUUAAGAACACAACGGAGAGCGAAGGUUUUGUUUGCCGUGGGGUCAACUCAUUGGGAAAUGUGAUGGCUCUGAUAUGGGUCCUCGUUAAAGAUGUGGGUAAGACAAAUACAGUAGAACCUCGAUUUAACGAACUGCCAAGGGACUGGGGAAUUUGUUUCGUUACAUCGAGGGUUCAUUGUAUUGAGGUUUUGUGGCAUACAUUUCACUGUAACUUUAGCCUGGCUGAAACUGAAGUAUUGUUCGUUAAAUCGAGGAACUCGUUAUAUCGGAGGUUCGUUAAAUCGAGCUUCCACUAUCAGUCAAAGGCGCUCACCGGAAACCUUUGGAGUACCACGUUUUGUUAA
Stylophora pistillata is the source of this 1013-nucleotide messenger RNA. Its product is annotated as neogenin-like. The record is from RefSeq and is a predicted model, not a curated record. NCBI's taxonomy places the organism in Eukaryota, Metazoa, Cnidaria, Anthozoa, Scleractinia, Pocilloporidae.